AUGGACGUGAUGGCUGCAGCUGCUUCUGGCUUAACCAAACAUCCGAGCCAUCCGCACCAUGAGCUGACUCUUCUGUGUAAGCCCGGCCGGGCUGCCUCCUUAAGAUUCGAUGCUUGUGGCGCCAUACACCGAGGGAACUCCUAUUUCUGCACCUUUUGUCAAUACUGCAUCAGCCAGCGCUGCGCUGCGUUACCUGCUACCCUCGACCGCCACCACCUCCACAACCACCCGCUCUCCCUGGCUUAUCGUCUCCCACUUGAAUAUCUCAAGUACGAUUUCAAGUGUGAUGUGUGCCUCAAGGCGUUGCUCCCUCGAUAUUGGGUCUAUCACUGUGGGAUUUGCAGAUAUGUUGCCCAUAUCAACUGCGCCAUCUCAGCAUCUCCCUUCAUCACGUAA
This is a messenger RNA of Salvia splendens (bonfire salvia), 396 nucleotides long. RefSeq lists its product as uncharacterized. The coding region runs from base 1 to 396 and encodes 131 amino acids. Lineage: Eukaryota; Viridiplantae; Streptophyta; Magnoliopsida; Lamiales; Lamiaceae. The record is from RefSeq and is a predicted model, not a curated record. The transcript has a single exon.